Fusarium coffeatum is the source of this 1734-nucleotide messenger RNA. RefSeq lists its product as uncharacterized. NCBI's taxonomy places the organism in Eukaryota, Fungi, Ascomycota, Sordariomycetes, Hypocreales, Nectriaceae. Bases 1 to 1734 code for a protein of 577 amino acids. The record is from RefSeq and is a predicted model, not a curated record. The transcript has a single exon. Gene Ontology annotation, molecular function: carboxy-lyase activity; thiamine pyrophosphate binding; magnesium ion binding.
AUGAAGACCACCUCAAUCAACGUCUCACAGUACCUCUUUGAGCGACUACGUCAAUUAGGUAUUACUUCAAUCCACGGCGUUCCUGGCGAUUAUAACCUUACUCUUCUCGACUACGUUAAGCCUGCCGGUCUGACCUGGGUCGGUAAUGCCAAUGAACUCAACGCUGGUUAUGCGGCAGACGGUUAUUCCCGUGUCAAGGGGAUCGGCGCUCUUGUUACCACCUUCGGCGUCGGGGAGCUUUCGGCUGUAAAUGCCAUUGCUGGUGCAUACGCCGAAAGAGCAGCUGUUGUUCAUAUCGUGGGAAUUCCAUCGAGAGUCACGCAAGAGUCUAGAGCAAAGGUCCAUCAUACCUUUGGAGAUGGCGAAUAUGGUCGAUUUGCUGAGAUUUCUCGUCAUGUCACUGUCGGUCAGACUAGACUUUUGGAUGUCAGGACUAUUCCGGACCAGAUCGAUACAAUCCUGCAGCAAUGUCUUCAGCACAGCCGUCCCGUCUACAUCGAGGUUCCCGUUGACCUUGUCGAUGCUCCUGUUUCUGCAACGCCACUUAGUAAUAUCCUGACCUUGCCGACCGACGAACCCAAUGCUUUGACCGAUCUUUCUUCAUCCAGAAUCUUGGACAGAAUUUAUUCUGCGAAGCAACCCAUCAUCCUUGUCGACGGUGAAGUACGUCCUAUGGGCGUUGUGGACCAAGUACGAGAAAUCGUCAAGUCUACCGGCUGGCCAACUUGGAUCACGGGAUACUCCAAAGGCCUCUUAGAUGAAGGUUUACCAAACUUCCAUGGUGUCUACAACGGAUCCUUUGACACGUCUCCAUCCCAAGAUUUCUUUAACAGCUCUGACCUUGUUUUGUGCUUCGGUCCCCAUUUCACUUCUACCAACACUUUCUUGUUCUCGAGUAUUCCUGAUCAGGCAGUCAGUGUGUUAAUCUCCGAUACCGAGGUUUCUUUGGGAGAUGAGAAGAUUCGAAACUGCCCCGCCAAGCCACUGCUCAACCGUCUCUUGCGCGAAAUUGAUCUCAGCAAGAUUCACAAGUACGAGACUUACCCUGGUCUUCACAAGGAUAGCCUCUUGUCCUUCUCCAGCAUUCCUCCAGCCGAAUUCAUCGACCAGAAGAGUCUAUGGAAACUGCUGGGUAACUUCCUUCGCCCUGGAGAUAUACUCAUGGCAGAGACUGGUACCGCAGCUUAUGGUGCUCGACAUAUUCUCCUCCCAGCACACGCCAAGUACUUCGGGCCUGUGACUUGGCUCAGUAUAGGAUACAUGCUGCCAGCCGCCCAAGGUGCCGCACUUGCGCAGAAAGAGAUGUCGGGUACUAACAACUGGCAUGGUGUUGAGAAUCCACGUACAGUUCUGCUCAUGGGUGAUGGAAGCUUCCAAAUGACAGCUCAAGAACUCUCAACCAUCAUCAAGCACAACCUUAACGUCGUCGUGUUUCUCAUCAACAACGACGGAUACACUAUUGAGAGGUGCAUCCAUGGAGUUAGUCAAGGAUACAAUGAUGUCGCACGUUGGCGAUACUUAGAUGGACCGCGCUUCUUCGGUGCGGCAGAGGGCGCCUUCACUGCUUCUUGCAAGACAUGGGGUGAGUUGCAGAAGGUACUGGAUGAGAAGGCGUUGAGUGAUGGUGAGUGUUUGAGGAUGGUGGAGAUUCACAUGGAUAGGGAGGAUGCGCCCAAUGGACCACUAAGUCAAUAUCUUGACAAGCAAAGGACAAGACUCAAUGGGAAAGCUUAG